Molecule: messenger RNA, 2823 nt
Organism: Plasmodium reichenowi
Lineage: Eukaryota; Apicomplexa; Aconoidasida; Haemosporida; Plasmodiidae
Exons: 1
Coding region: 1-2823 (940 amino acids)
Source: RefSeq, a predicted model, not a curated record
AUGUAUAAAUCUGAACGACAAAAAGAUAUCACUCAUUCAAAUAGGACCAAAAGAAAUGAACAAAAAAAUUCUGAUAUGUUGAAUAAAGUCUCCAAUGAAAAAUGUCUUGAAACCAAUACGAAUGAAUCGUUAUAUAACAAAAUGGAUAAUUGUAUAAACAAACAAAAUAAUAUAAACAAACAAAAUAAUAUAAAUAGACAAAAUGAUAUAAAUAGCCAAAAUAGUAUAGGUAGCCAAAAUAGUAUAGGUAGCCAAAAUAGUGUAGGUAGCCAAAAUAAUAAAAAUCACAAAAAAUGUGUUAAUAAAAGUAGGCAAAAAUAUAAUAAGAUAGAGAGAAAAAAAAAAAAAAAUGCGAGUAGUUUAUUGGGAGAUAAUUGUGUGCAAGAAACAGAGGAUACUCACCAUGAAAAAAUUUUAAAUGACGAUUGUUUAAAUAUGGAACAGAAUAAAGAAAUUGUAAAUGAUCAUUUGAAGGAAAUCGAAAAAAAAAAUAGCGAUAAUGAAAUUAAAGCAGAUAUAAAUGAUGAAAAGUUACAGUUGGAAAGGGAUUAUGUCAUAGAAGCUGCUGAUCAAAAUAAAGAUGCCUUAUCAUUGUGUGCUUGUGUAGAGGAGGAUAGAAAGAAGUAUGUGACAAAAGAGAAAGUAAAUGAAAAGGAUAUGGAAUAUGAUAAAGAUGAAAAAGAUAUGGAAGGUGAUAAAAAUGAAAAGGAAAUGGAAUAUGAUCAAGAUGAAAAAGAUAUGGAAGGUGAUAAAAAUGAAAAGGAAAUGGAAUAUGAUCAAGAUGAAAAAGAUAUGGAAGGUGAUAAUAAUAAAAAGGAUAUGGAAUAUGAUCAAGAUGAAAAAGAUAUGGAAGGUGAUAAUAAUAAAAAGGUUAUGGAAUAUGAUCAAGGUGCAAAAGAUAUGGAAGGUGAUAAUAAUAAAAAGGUUAUGAAAUAUGAUCAAGGUUCAAAAGAUAUGGAAGGUGAUAAUAAUGAAAAAGAUAUAACAUGUGAUAAUAAUAUUACACUUAACAAUAACAUUCCUAUUAAUAAUUUCAAUGAUAAUAAUAUAGUGUGUAAUUAUAACCAUAGAGAUACGAUAGAAGAAGCUGAUAAUAAUUAUGCUGUAGAGAAUAUUACACAAGUGAAUAAUAUUGAUGAAAUAAAAUUAAAAAGAAAAAGAAAAAGAAAAAAUAAUUUUUCUGAAUAUAUACAAGAAGAACGAGAAGAUAAUUUUAUAAAAGAUAAAAAUUAUAAUGCAUUGAAAACCCUUAAGGAUAGUAAAAGAAUCCUUCUUAAUUGUAAUAAAUAUAUAGAGGAUAAUAAUAUGUAUAAAAUAGAAGAUAAUGUCCAGAAUAAUAAUGCGUGUGGAAAUUUAUUAUGUGAAGAAAAAUGUAAUAAUUAUAGACAAAUAGGUAAAAAUGAAAAGAAUGAAAAAAAUGACAAAUAUGAUGAUAGUAGAAAGGAUAAUACCGAUAUAUGUAACAAAAUAAAUUUACCAAGAGUUUAUGAUAAUAUUAUCCAGAGUGAUAGUAACAAUUUAAAUAAAUAUAAAGGUUCUUCUUUUGCUUUAAUUAUACAUGAGAUAUCUGAUUUGCUAUCAUUAAUAACAACGGUAGAUAAAAGUAAAAAUAAAAAUAAAAUAAAGCUAGUUAAUAUUGGACAUCAAUUGAAUACUCUUAUGAGAUCACAUUAUGAACGUAUUUAUGAUUGUGAUAAUUCUCUUGUUUGCACUAUAAAUAAAAUAAAAAAAUUGUAUAAAUGUUAUACAAGUAUGGAGGAAAAAUAUUUAAAAAAAAAAAAAAAGCAAAAUAUAAAUAAGAUAGAAAACGAGAACCUUGGAGGUAAUAAUGACGAGGAAGACCCUAAUGAUGGAAUUAAUAUAUCACAUGACGAUUUAUUAAAUGAAGAAACAAAUAAUAUAGAUAAUAAUAUUAAAAAUGAUAUAUAUAAAUAUACAAUACAACAUAAUAAUAAUAAUAAUAAUAAUAAUAAUGAAAAAUUAAUUCAAGAUCCUUUUUUUCAAAAUGAGUUUAUACAAGGAAUAGAUAAUUACAUAAAUCAAAAGGAUGAAACCGACUGUCAUGACAAUAUAAAAGAUAAAAUAGAUACACUCAAUUGUUAUAUAAAUCAAAAAUUAAAUAUGGGUUGUCAGAGUAUUUUUAUUGAAAAAGGAGAUUAUAAAAAGGUUUUAAAUGAGAUGGGUGAGAAGGUAAUCUAUGAGGAAAAUAAAAAAGAUAAUCACGAGGGAAAUAAAAAAGAUAAUCACGAGGAAAAUAAAAAAGAUAAUCACGAGGAAAAUAAUAUAGUGGAUAAUAUAAAAAUAAACGAUGAUAAUAAAACAAUGGAUAAUAUAAAAAUAAAUGAUGAGAAUAAUACAAUGGAUAAUAUAAAAAUAAAUGAUGAGAAUAAAACAAUGGAUAAUAUAAAAAUAAAUGAUGAGAAUAAAACAAUGGAUAAUAUAAAAAUAAAUGAUGGGAAUAAUACAAUGGAUAAUAUAAAAAUAAAUGAUGAGAAUAAUACAAUGGAUAAUAUAAAAAUAAAUGAUGGGAAUAAUACAAUGGAUAAUAUAAAGAAAAGUAUUAUUAAAAAUAUUGGAAGUAUGGAAUCUAAAUCCACUGCUGUCACUUAUAAAGAAUGUGAGUUAUCAUUAAAAGAAGGAAAUGAAGAAUAUAUUGAGUAUUUAAAAAAAAAGAAAAAAAUUCUUAAUGAAUUAGACAAAUGCAAUUCUCAUUUUUUUUUUACAUAUUUUCAUAAAGGCGAACUUAUUGAAUAUCUGCAUAACCAAAUCAAUAUGCACAUUGUAGAGUUUGAUAAAGUAUACCAAUUAUAUAUAUCACAUUGA